AUGGUAAAAUUGCUACAAAUAGUGUGCAGUGCGAUUGAGACAAAAAUUGGCGGAACUUACUCAUCAAAUUACAAUCUAACGCAAAUCGAUGGACCAUAUGUUGUCACCAAAGAUCUUGUAGUGAGCAAGGGAACUACACUAACAAUAGAGGCUGGUGUAAACCUCAAUUUCCAGGCAAGAGUUCGUCUGAUUGUCAAUGGCACACUCAUUGCUAAAGGGUCAAAGGAAUCUCUUAUUGUUAUGUACCAUAAUGCUACAGUUGGUAGCGACACAGGACUCAUACGUCUGGUGGGAGGUAAGAAUUCGAGAGAAGGUCGUGUUGAGGUGUUUAACGGUCAGAACUGGGGGACGGUAUGUGACGAUUAUUGGAACAUAAACAAUGCAAGGGUUGUUUGUAGACAACUUGGAUUUGGAAGUCCCAUUGAAGCGUACACACGCCGUUUUGGUUCAGGGUCUGGUGUUAUUGGAUUAAACAAUGUGCAUUGUGAUGGCACCGAGAAUUCAUUGCUAAAGUGUCGUGCCAAUGCUUGGAGCAAGAACAGUUGCAGACACUCAGAAGAUGUCGGUGUUGUUUGUGGUGCAGGUUCUUGGGGUGGCAUUGUGUUUGCUAAUGACAGCGUAACUGGAACAAUUGAAGGUAAUGCUUGGAAGUACUACAGCAGUAGUGUUCUUCAAAACGUCAAGAUUAUGAAUGCUGGUACAGCUGUCCGCAGUCGAUCGCAGUCAGAUUUGUUAGUUCCAGCAAUGACCAUCACAACAGCCAGUCCAGUAGUCAUGAAUGUGACCAUAUUACAGAGCAGACAGACUGGAGUUCAUUUCAACUCGGUUCAUGGAGACGUCAACUUUGUUGGUCUAACAAUAGAAAACACAUCUAUUGCUAUUAGUGGUUCAUGCUCUAGGCGGUUUUUGUGCGUUGGUUGCCACCUUAGCAACAAUGGUCAGUUUGGUAUUGAUAUUGACAGGAUUCCAUUACUGCUUGAGCCUCCACUUGUUGACAGACUUCCAACGUAUUCUUUGGACUAUCAAAUACGAUCCAAAUUUUACUCUUUUAGAGUUGGGAGCAAUGGAUCUUACGUUACAUUCACUGGAGCCAGUAGUCAAAGAAGCUACUAUUAUAUUAGAGGUUUUGAAACGUCUCCCGGUUAUGGACUUUCUAUCUCUUUUCAACGCUUGAAAUGGAGAGGUGGUACUAUCAGAAUUAUUGAUGGCAUAUCAGGGGAUAAUGUGGCAGCCUGGUGGCGUCCACCUUCUAAUGUUCCAACAAAUUUCUCUGUAUCUUCUCAUCAGUUGUUGAUCUACAUGCGGAAAUCCAGCAAUGUGUUCACUGGAGAUAUUCAGGCCUACAUAGCACCAUACAAACUGGAUGCUCGUAGGGUCCACAUUGACAGUAGUUUCAUCAGUGGAAAUGUUGGUUUGAAUAGCUUGUCAAGAGGAGUUCAUCUAGCAGGAUCUCUGGGUGAUGUACACAUUACCAGGUCUCGUGUGUUAGCUACAAAAGGCAAUGCCAUUCAGUUGAGAGGAUCAGCUAGUGAUGUCUUUAUGUCGUCCAUAAAAGUAAUCAACAGUACGGCAUUUGGUAUUGGUAUUAGUAUUGUUGUUGAUUUAAGUUCAUUGCGGCUGUCUGAAGUGCAUAUUGAGGGAUACAGUCAUGGACUGUAUGCAAGGAUCUCUGCUCAGACUAAUAUCUCAGUAACUAACUCACAGUUUACGCGAAAUCGAAAUGGAGGAGCAUAUAUUUAUUGGUCACAACCAAACAUGUAUAGCUGGCCUGUGCAAUUUCAUCAAAACCUUGAAAUCACUCAUUCAACGUUUGCAGAUGUUGUAAGUAAUCGAGGAUUAUACGUAUACGAUUCCAACUCCUACACAACUGCAAGAAGACAUGUUCUCAUUGCUGACAACUUGUUUGAAAGAAACAAGGUUGGUCUGCAUUAUAACCACAGGUACAGAACUGUGCCCAGUAAAAUACUUAGGAAUACUUUUAUUGAGAAUAAUGGUGGUUGCUGUGCUGGAGCCAUGUAUGUUUAUCCUCAGUAUAGCAAUCCUAAUUAUCCACUAUUGGUGGACAUCAUUGAUGGAAACCAGUUUCUUCGUAAUUCAGGAGAGUAUGUCGUCAAACUGCAGACUUCGACAUCAUUUAGUUCCUCUUAUCAACUGAAUUCUGUUGUGGUAUUCAGAAAUAACAACAUAUCAGAUAGCUCUGUUUUGCAAACUACAAUGCCCAGUAACUCCAGAAAGUCGACUCCGCAUGCUGUUCUUGAAAUUAAGGGUACUAUGUUUGUCAGUGCCUAUCACAACAGGUUUCAUAACCCAAAUGCUACAUUUGACCUCUCACUCCAGGUUGAAGGUAUUUCAUCUUUAGAUCAAGUUAAUAUUACACUGAACUGGUGGGGUACAGCUGAUGAAGUGAAAAUUCAAGAGCGAAUAUUUGACUUUGAUGACAGUAGCAAUUUGGCUGUUGCCAGAUAUUUUCCAUUCUUACUUUCUUCUUUACUUUCUGAUGUAGCAAAUUCAACUCAUCCGAGGAUGAACACUCCAUUCAUUAAUGCAAACAAUGAGCUAGGGGGACAGCUGUCAACAAAUGUAACUCUUGUAGCAUCUGGUGGUCCGUAUAUUGUUACACGUGAUAUUACUGUACUGCCAGCUGUUGUAUUGACUAUUGAGGCAGGCACUAAGUUGAGAUUUCAACCAAAUGUGGGAAUGCUGGUUGAAGGUCAACUGCUGACUGAAGGCUUACCUAGUCAACCAGUUACAUUUACACACUUUCAAAGGUCAAAUGUUUACGAUGAUGAUGAAUCAGUUGUUCGUAUCAAAGAUGGUAUGUAUUAUAGCACAAGUGCUAACGGAAUUCUUGAGUUAAAAUUUCAGGACACGUGGUACUCAGUUUGUUUUGCAUUUCAAAGUCUUGACUACACAUCUAUUACUGCAUUAGGUACAGGUUUUUGCAUUCAACUUGGUUAUGACAGUGGCUACUUGGACAGAAUUGAGUGGUUCCCCAUCUUGGGAACACCUGUUGUGCUUAACUUUGAGUGUCCAAAUUUCUCUGCAAUGAAUGGCUCUGCAAUGAAUAGCUGUGCCUUUAAUACAGGCUUCUAUUCAGCACAGUCAGACUGUCUUCUUAUUGCACGUCUUAGUUGCUCCAGAUCAAAUUCAUACCAACGACCAUUAGGACAUUAUUGGUCAGGAAUUCGUUUUGCUCCCACUAGUUCUGUUGCGUCAGUCGAUGGAAUACAUCAAAUUCCCAUGUCACGACUGAGGUAUACUGAGAUUAUUGGUGCUGGUCAGUGGACCUACAAGACUGUUCCUGCUAUACAAGCAUACUUUAGACCUCCAGAGACAAUUGGUGUAACAAUAAGGGAUUGUGCUUCUACAGGAAUGGAAGUCAGUUUUCUGCAUGAAGAGGCUAGAAUUGCUGGUUUGAUGGUUAUGAACAGCAGGGGAGAUGGUGUAUCUGUAAGAAGACCAAGAGGGAAAAAUUUGACCAUUGAUGCAAUAAUGGUUCAUAAUGUGACUGGCUAUGGCAUUCGAGUACAUCAUUACAGUUCAUCCCUGGAUGGCAACACAGACUUUCAGCCUAUUUGCUCAGAUGUACACAACAUAUCGAUAGAUCCUGAAGAUGGAGCUUAUAUUGGCAUGUCUCAAGAUGAACAUUUACCUGGAAUCACUUGUUCUGUUGUUCUCUAUGGUCCUCCUAACACAAUUCUUUCUGUUCGAUUGGUGACGAUGAGACUAUAUAAUGAUGAUCGUCUUACUUUGAGAAAUGGACCAUUAUCUUCUAGCCCUUUGUGGCGCUCAUUUCAGGGUUACAGAAGGUCAUUGAGUGAUCCAUUUCUGUCUUCUGGUAAUGCUAUUUUUGUAGAGGUCACAACUGGGAAAAAGACUGGUGCUCCUGGGUUUAGUUUACACGUAGAAGCUCUCUUAUCUGCUCCUGGAGAACCGUUUGUCCACAUUGUGAAUAGUGCUGUGACUUCUAGCAAUCGCGGUAUUUAUAUGUACUCUCUCUAUGAUGACGCUUUGAUACACAACGUUACCAUUGUUGACUCUAUUCGACAUGGUAUUUCUGUUGCAUCACACUAUGGCUUGUUGACCAUUUCUAAUUGUUCUGUGGUCAAUUCCCGAAACACGGGGAUUUAUCAGUCGUCUGGUCGAAAGCCAAUGAAGUUUGUAGGUAAUCGACUUGUAAACAAUUCUCAGGGAAUGUUUAUACGUCCUUACUAUUACUAUCAUGACAAAUGUGGUCUUCAUGUGUCAGGAAACACAAUAGUAGGUUCAAGCAGAGAGGGACUGUACAUCACUGCAGAUGGAAGUCGCAGCCAGAAUCGAAACUAUAAGUGUCCAUUGGAAGUUUCAGAAAAUUUGUUUGAAUACAACAAUGAUGGCUUAGUUGCCUAUUCUUCAAUAGGUUUGCAGUACACAUUGAACUUUACUCAGAAUGUAUUUAAGGCCAAUAAUGGCACAGCAAUGAGACUAGAUAAACAAGGUGACUGGUAUGGUACAAUUACUGCUAAUCAAUUUUAUUAUCAUACCAGUCGAACUGGAGGAUCUCUUUUGGUUGAGGGAAUAGCCGAAACACUGAAUAUAAAAGACAACACUUUCAAGUGGAAUGGUGGCAAGUAUGUAGUGAGACUAGCUUUCUUCACCUUUUCUUCAAUUCCCGUCAAUUUUUGCAAUAAUGAAUUAGCGAAUAACUACAUCAAUGAAGCAGAUACAAUACCAUUGGAUAACCGGUCUGCUGUUUUGGUAGUUAGAAAGUCAGAUAAAGUCUUGAUGAGACAUAAUGUGUUUGAUAAUCCCGAGUCUCUGUUUGAGUUAGGAGUUGAGCUUCCUGUGCAGAGUUCUACAAAUCACACUAUUGAUUUCAGCUACAAUUAUUGGGGAACUGCAAAUGAAAGUAUAAUUCGUGAUCGAAUCCAUGACUUUGGUUAUUGUUCUCGCUUGGCGUCAGCAGAGUUUUUUCCAUAUUUAACAUCUGCAUUUGGUCUUCCUGUGUCAUCAACUAUUUCUCGUUCUACUGAUAUUAUUCGUCCCAAUAGUAUCAUUAGAGGACGAGUGUUGGCAGACACAGUUGUACCAUCAUCGGGUAGCCCUUAUAUUGUAACUGGAGAUAUAUCUGUGUUACCUGGGAGGAAACUCACAAUUGAGCCAGGAGUUGAACUGCGAUUUAGUCAUAAUACUGGCAUUCUGGUAGAGGGGCAAUUAAUAGCUAAUGGGACUGAUGCCGAGUCUAUUAGAAUGACAGAUGACAGCUUUCUUGGUCCAAUAGAAGAAGGACGUAUUCGACUAGUUGGCGGACGAACACAGUUUGAAGGUAGAGUUGAAUUGUUUCAUAAUGGCAGUUGGGGACCUGUGUGUGUUGUUCAGAAGUCAAAGAGAUGGUACCCAAUGGACUUAUGGUACCCAUGGAACUUAUACUCAUUGUACCCAUGGGACUACCAAGCUAGACAUGAUUAUUUGAAUAAUAAAGUUGUCUGCCACGAACUAGGAUAUUCUGCAGACUACUACUACUAUUCCUCUUUGUACUCAAAUCCAUCAUUUGGAUUGUCUAGUAAUCCAGCUUGGUUGGGACACGUACUUUGUAGGGGAAAUGAAGCAUCAUUGAGACAAUGCACCAACUAUGUUUUACAACAGUCUAACUGCUCAUAUGGACAGCUAGUGGCAAGGUGUAGAGGCUCAGAAAUUACCACUGCAAUCAGGGAUUUGCCUUUACUGCAUUGGAGUGGAUUGCGAUUUGCAGGGAGUGGUCAGGAGAUAUCGACUAUGAGGAAUGUACUAAUUGAAAGAGCAGGAAUAGCCAACAGCGAGCGAACUUCUGCUGUGCAAGUGGUUGGAAUGCAAGUUCAAUUCUCCAAAGUCAACGUAAGUGAGAGUUCAUGGACUGGAAUAACAGUGACAAAUUCGCCAUCAUUUCAACUGUCUGAUUGCUUUAUUUCAAGGAAUGGUGGUAGUGGUGUUCAACUGGUCAAUGUGCCUGCCAGCUCUAUAGAUGGACUAAGAAGCGAGGAGAAUUCUAAUCAUGGGUUAUCACUGUCAGUAGACAGUGUACUGCAGAGGGGAUGGAACAUACCUAUACCAUCCGAUCAAAUAGUUGAUAUCUGCUCAGACGACUUUGUGGGUAUAGAUUCAACUUUGUCGUUCUAUUUGAGAUUCAACCCUGUUCCUGUGCAGAAGAAUGGAGCUUACCGCACUUGUAAUAUCCACAUUAUUUUAGAACGACACUAUUAUGUCUCUGUCCAUGUACUGGCUGCUAGCUUUAAGGAUACGAGGUCCUAUGUGAAAGUGAAUGGAAAAUAUUUGUACAGAUGGAAACGUGUUCAAUCUAACAUUCCUCUUCCAUACAUUGGGGGCGCAGGAGGGACAAUUAGUUUGUACGCUUCAGCAUAUCUCGAUGGUCAUUCUUAUGAACCCGAUGAGAACUUCUUUCUAGUGUACGUACAGAGUGAGCCAGAUUUGCUAGAUGUGUCUCAGGUAGUUGCUCGUGUGUUUAUCAGCUUGUGCCACUUGUCUGGCUGCAUACACAACAUGUUUCACUACUUGACUGGUUUAACUCUAACUGGCAAUUUACUCUCCGGGUUGGCCAUAAACUCUAGUUUGACGUUUUAUGAACGAUUUGACGUAACACUUCUGAAUUCCUUUGUGACUGAUAACAAGUGGAAUGGUAUUGAUAUCAAUGCAACAAGAAAAGGCAUAUCUAGUAUUCAUUCUAAAAAGUUCGAUAUUCAACGAAAUUUCAUAGGACAAAACGGACAGUUUAUGAACGGCAGGUAUGGACCUCGACCUGCUGGUCUCGCCAUCCAGCUUGGUAAAGCAGACAUUGUUGUCAUACAGAACAAUGCUUUUUGGAAAAACAAGGAAGGAGCAGUGCGUCUAAAGCUUGAACCUGGUAUUUAUGAAAAUAACGUAUCUCUAUUUGAUAACGACAUAGAACAAAACAUAGCAGGUCACACAGUUGAUGUGUCUUUGAAUAGCGGUGCAUUAGGAAGCACUCACAUCUCGAAGCCUCGAUUGCACAUUGUUGGUAACAGAAUCAGUCAUAAUUCAGCCGGCAUUCAAUAUGACACACUUUCGAUUGAUAACGUCGCUGCCAAUGUUGUUAACAAUACUUUUUUCAAUGAUACCAGUCGUCAUGUUAUAAGAUGGGUUGUGGGUUCACAGUCGUCUGUUGGUGGGCAGCAGUGUGUAGACAAUACUCUAUACCUUAACAUUGGACAAACGCCCAACUAUCGGUGGAGCCUGUAUGCUGAUGGAGUUGGUCCUCGGUACUUGCGAAAUUUGUUUUACAAUCCGUCCAAUUUGUACGAGUUUGUGUCUGGAAGAGAUAGAGGACAAGGUCGCCAUGAUGCUAGAAAUAACUGGUGGGGCACAUCAGACUUGAACAAAGCAGAGGCAAGAGUUAGGGACAAAAACGACGUGUCUAGUUUAGCAGCUGUAGACAUUAAUCCUAUUGACAUCACCAAUCCAUGGGAUGGCCAAUCAGGUACUUCUUUUCUAGUCUUCAAUUUUACAAGUGUAUCAUGUCAUCUUUACGUUUACAGCUUGUCCAUUUGGCUGGGUUGA
This is a messenger RNA of Corticium candelabrum, 7551 nucleotides long. RefSeq names its product protein bark beetle-like. The coding region runs from base 1 to 7551 and encodes 2516 amino acids. The transcript is spliced from 4 exons. The record is from RefSeq and is a predicted model, not a curated record. Gene Ontology annotation, cellular component: membrane. Lineage: Eukaryota; Metazoa; Porifera; Homoscleromorpha; Homosclerophorida; Plakinidae.